AUGACUGCUAAAAUUGAAGAAGAGGCUGAAAAACCGGUGAAUUUGAAAGAGAAAUGCAUGAACUGCUUCAAGGGUUUGAAUUCGUUCAAGACAAUUGUCACGUUGAUCUGUGUCGCUGUCGUUGUGCAACAGAUUACAGUAGGUAUUCUGAAGCUGAAGAAUCGUCCAAUAACGACGUAUACGCACUUCGAUUUCAAUAAAACUAUAACUUACCCGAGCGUCACCUUCUGCAGGGAGCCGCCGUACAAGCAAGAUAAGUUGGAAAAGUAUGGACUCUACGGCCAUCCACGGUACACUUCCACUUGGAGAAACUUCAACUUUUCUAGAAUUCCUCUCGAUGAGCUAUGGGAGGAGAUCACCUAUGAUGCUGAGGAUUUUUUUGUGCAAUACGGCUUGGACACACAGAGAUCCAGUGUCAUAGUGACUCCAGUGAUGGGUUUCGUUAUGGGUCGUUGCUACACCAUGUCACCAAAGAUUCUAAACUCGAUAGCCAGAACAACACCAGACAGCGGGUAUUCCAUAACUUUGCAUCAUUACGCUGCCGACCUGGUUGACCCGAUCAGCGUCCUACCUCCAGGAUACCACGUGCACAUACAUUAUAUUCGAGAACCAUACACAGAAGUAGAAGUGCUUAACGGUGGUCUAGUGGAUUACCUGUACGUGAAUACGGGAGAGACCGUGAACGUCAAGCUGAAGGUGGAUGAGUACGUCAUGAUCAAUGAGGGUGACAACCCUUGCUCUAAUGAACAGAAUUACAGUGCCAAUGCAUGUACGACACAAUACGUGUCUGACAUAGUGUCUGAGGAAGUUGGCUGCUCGGGACCGUGGAUGAGCAGCGACAAACCGUUCUGUAACAAUUAUAACGACAUGAGGAGGCUCAUUUCGACCUAUAUGACAGCCUACACUAACCACAAUUGCCAAUCAUGUCUUCGUUUCUGCCGUGCGUAUCUCUACGACGCUUAUGUGAACGACAGACAGAUGUACUACAUAUGGGACUCUCAAGACAAUUUUUCUGAUAAUUCUGAAGCUGCUCAAUUACAAACACACAUCUAUAUGAGGUUCAACAAUAUGAUGGUGUCAGUCUAUGAGGAGCGGUUCAAUUACGAUUGGAACGCAUUUGUAGCGGACCUUGGAGGAAGUGUUGGUUUCCUGUUGGGUCUGUCAGUUAUCAAGCUAAUUGACAUUAUCAGUAAGAUCUGGAUGUACCUGAUACGUCCGUGGCUCGCUAAAAGGAAGAAGGAGAAAAAGAAAACUAUACCAACUUUCGAGAAUGAUAUAGCAACGAUCACAAAAUAGCAAGGGCCAGCAAUGAACAAAAUACAAAUUGAACCGAAUAUAUCAUGUACAAAUUUGAUUUUAAAUUUAUAAUUAUAUUAUGAGCA
Melitaea cinxia (Glanville fritillary) is the source of this 1382-nucleotide messenger RNA. RefSeq lists its product as uncharacterized. NCBI's taxonomy places the organism in Eukaryota, Metazoa, Arthropoda, Insecta, Lepidoptera, Nymphalidae. Gene Ontology annotation, cellular component: membrane. The transcript is spliced from 10 exons. Gene Ontology annotation, molecular function: ligand-gated sodium channel activity. Gene Ontology annotation, biological process: sodium ion transmembrane transport. Bases 1 to 1296 code for a protein of 431 amino acids. The record is from RefSeq and is a predicted model, not a curated record.